This is a messenger RNA of Cuscuta epithymum, 728 nucleotides long. NCBI's taxonomy places the organism in Eukaryota, Viridiplantae, Streptophyta, Magnoliopsida, Solanales, Convolvulaceae. The record is from the annotation of a GenBank genome assembly.
GGAGAGGUCGAUUCAACAACGGCCAGCAUUACCAGCAGGCUGGUCCGGCAGCACCUCACGGCCAGCAGCAGCCUCAGGUUGGUCAGCCACCUAUCCAGCUCGGCCAGCAUCCACCUCAGUUCGGUCAGCAGCCGGCUUUUGCUCCAGGGGGUGCGGUCCCUCCACGAUCGGGCACUUCAGGUACUGCUAGUAAUUCUGUUGUAACAACUUUAAAUAUUAAUCCCUUCUAUACGUUUGGUACUAACUCUGGAAAUGCAGGCUUUCCAUCUGCUGAGGGAGUUCUUGGGUCUGUUCCCUCUCCCACUGUCUGUCAGAUUUGUUUUUCUGUAGGUCAUUCCGCUAUGCAUUGUCCCUCUCGAUUUUCUUCUUCAUCCACACCGGCCUUACUGACUCCUAGUGGCGAUGCUAAUCAUGUUUUAUGGUACCCUGAUUCUGGGGCUUCAGCUCAUGUGACCCCGAAUGAAGGACAAAGUUUCGGGGGCGGUCCUUCUUCAAGCAACUAGCGACGGUCAUCUAUAUCCUCUUACCUUGGCCCAGUCACCUAUUCUAGCUUUAUCGUCAGUCACUACAUCUGGUCUGGUCUGGCAUCGUAGAUUAGGACAUUGUGGCGAACAUGUUUUACGCCUUCUUAGUAAACACAAACAUAUUUGUAGUAGUUCAACUUUUUCCCAUGAUUGUAUUUCUUGCCGGUUAGGCAAAUCACAACGAUUACCAUUUAUGGAUGCUAG